CUCUCGUACGCAACAAAGCGCGACGCGGGAUCUCCCGCCACUCAGUUCACUCGCGAGCUUGCGCAAGGAAACAACUCCAAAAUAUAAACCAGUAUUUUAAAAUCACAGUGUUGCACCACAUUAUUGGAACGAAAUUUCUUUACAUUUCACUCUUUUAAGAUUAAACUACCAAGAUGUCUGAGAGCAAGCAACUCGAAGCCGGCCAGCAGCUCGUCAAGAGGACCAUGGAUGAGCUGAUCCAACAGAAGCAAACAACAGAGAAAGUUACCAUCCAGGCCAGACAGGAGUUCCGCGAACAUUACCAGGAGAGCUACGAGGAGGAGUUUGAAGAGGAGACCUUCAUUGAUGAAUUCGGAAAUGAGACCACAAAGAGGGUGGAGUCCAGCAGCGAGAGCAAAGAGCAUUCGAAGAGUGCGGACGUCAAAGUGAAAGCCACCGGCCUGAACGCCGAGCAAGUGAAGGCGCUCACAGACUGCGCGAACGAGGCGGGACAACUGGCGCUCGACUCCAAGCCUGCUAACUGAACGUGUCUGCCUUAUCCCGCGUGUGUGGUGGUCUCAAAUAGUGAUAAAGACUGUGUCCAGUGUUCCUUAUUAAGUAUUUUAUUUUAUCUAUUUAUGUAAGAGAAAAUUUGAUAAGUAUGCAAUAAAUAUAUUUAAAUGCAA
Messenger RNA from Helicoverpa armigera (cotton bollworm), 665 nucleotides. RefSeq lists its product as uncharacterized. NCBI's taxonomy places the organism in Eukaryota, Metazoa, Arthropoda, Insecta, Lepidoptera, Noctuidae. The transcript has 3 exons. The record is from RefSeq and is a predicted model, not a curated record. The coding region runs from base 174 to 524 and encodes 116 amino acids.